This is a messenger RNA of Pomacea canaliculata, 1318 nucleotides long. RefSeq lists its product as uncharacterized. The coding region runs from base 148 to 819 and encodes 223 amino acids. Gene Ontology annotation, biological process: cell-matrix adhesion. Gene Ontology annotation, cellular component: lysosome; extracellular region. The transcript is spliced from 6 exons. The record is from RefSeq and is a predicted model, not a curated record. Lineage: Eukaryota; Metazoa; Mollusca; Gastropoda; Architaenioglossa; Ampullariidae. Gene Ontology annotation, molecular function: calcium ion binding.
GCCUAGCGUCUCGCCAUGCAUCUGGGCUCAGUGGACGAUAUGCUCUUUAUAAGACAUGUUCCUGUCGACAUAGUAAGCCCUUGAUCUCCAGUGACUAGCAACUCCAUCUCUUUCACCUGUUGACAGGCAGCAAGGUGGUGUGACGUCAUGCUGGGUCCACGUGCAUGGUGUGAACUUAGCCUCAUGCUGAGCUUGGUGUUUGUACUCGUGACGGGUCGCGAGCUCUUCCGGUGCUGCACACCUAAGGCAUGGCGCACGACGGCACGGACGAUGGAGGCUAGCAUUAUUCAAGGCACCAAUAAGUUCCAUGAAGUCUGGAAAGUGAUUAAUUACGAUGAAGAAAACGAGAGAUUCUCCACUUCCCUGACUACGAUAGACGGCCAUCCUGAAAGUCUGCGAGUUGUUUUGGACUUCCGGAAGAAUGCUAGCUAUGUCAUCGUCAAUGAGACCAGAUGCACGCGCCAUGAGGUCACAGAGCCGUUUCGUCCUGUCUGUACUCCACACAAUGCAUCUAUGGUUGCCUUCGGUGUGGCCCCCAUUCUAAGUCCGCUGGAAGGUGUGUUUGCCAACACUGUAUACUACAACACCUCUGACGUCACUGGUCAGGUGACCAUUACCGUUGGAAACUGUGCAUUGAUAGCGGAAACGACAUACUAUCACAGAGAAGGUGUCAAUAUAGUUCAGAACACACAAUACCUCAACCAAACGUUGUGGGUUGAUGAAAAGGCUUUUGCUGUGCCUGCAGGUUGCAAUACUGAAGUGGUGAUGAGCCAACUCGCAGGGAUGGCAUCUCUUGGACUUCUAAAGCAGAGUGUGUAAGAGUUUAGUCUCCAAAAGGUCUGUUUAAUGUUGGGCCAUUACAAACCCAUAAUAAUUAUUUCAAGUGUCAAAAUUUUUGAAAAUUUCUAUUUCAAAAGACAUGCUGGGUUUUUCCUGUAUAAUUUCUUUAUUUUUUUUUGGACGGGAGGGGAGGAGUUUUUUAAAUUCUAAAAGAUAUCAGCAGCACUGAGUAUCUGGUGGCGCAAAAGCUUAGCACUUAUCACCAAUACAUUGAGGAUUGGGCGUCCUUGGUUCAUAACUCUUCUGGGGCGUUUGAUUCUUACUCUGCUUGUGACACUUGUUAGCUUGUGAUACAGCCUUACUGGUUGGUUUGCCGUAAGAGAUCAUGCAAUCACACCCACCCCUCCCAAAAAUGCAAUAAAUUGAAAAGCAGUCUUGCGUUAUUUGCUCUUGUCACGUAUCCGCUCACUAUAUGAAGUUUUCAUUUCUUUCCGUUUUGAUGGUCUUUGUGCAGAAAAUUAAAGGAAUGAAGUCAUUG